This is a messenger RNA of Hypanus sabinus (Atlantic stingray), 6825 nucleotides long. RefSeq names its product dehydrogenase/reductase SDR family member 9-like. NCBI's taxonomy places the organism in Eukaryota, Metazoa, Chordata, Chondrichthyes, Myliobatiformes, Dasyatidae. The record is from RefSeq and is a predicted model, not a curated record. The transcript has 6 exons. The coding region runs from base 615 to 1571 and encodes 318 amino acids.
AGAGUCAUUUACAGUAAAAGAGGCGUAUGUCACAACUGCUGCUUGGAACAAACGAUGACUUUUCCAGCUCAUCAUCGUCAGUAACGAGUUCGUACACAAACAGGGCAAUAUAUCCAAAUACUUUUCUUCCCAGCAUGCGGUGGUUUGUGCAAUCAUACACAUUUUUUACGAAGCAAACGCCGGCACGCCCACGUAUCUCCCCACCCAUAAAGUUACUGGCGGGAGGGUCCGUGUUUUUUUGUGAUUGAUAUAUAGAUACUAAACAUCAGAUAGAGCUUACCUUCUGCGAUCUGCAUUUCCGGGCGCUCAAACGCGAAACUGUCCGGAACAAGUCCGAGAAUUGGGCACGUUCUCCAGUUUGCAGAUGAUACGAAGAAAGGUGGAGGAGAAGGUAGCACUGAGGAAGCAGAAUGGCUUAGAAGAUUGGACAAAGAAGUGGCAGAUGGAAUACAGUGACAAGAAAUAUAUGGUCAUGCACUUUGAUAGAAGAAAUAAAAGAGAAGUUUUUUUUAAUGGAGAGAAUUUCACAAAUCUGUGGCACAAAGUGACUUCGGUGCCCUCGUGCAGGAUUUCCUAAAGGUUGAGUCAAUGUUUCUCAUCAAAUCCACGGGGACAUGUUUGCCUACAUUCUGGCCUCAUUACUAAUAUGGUUUCUGUGCUGGUGGAUACGAGACAGAUGCAAACUUGAGAAUCUCUCAGACAAGUAUGUGUUCAUCACCGGGUGUGAUACUGGUUUUGGAAAUCUGGCCGCCAAGUCCUUUGAUAAAAUUGGAUUCUGGGUACUUGCUGGGUGUCUAACAGAGGAAGGGGCACAAAGCUUAAGCAAAGAAACCUCAAGUAGAUUGAAGACAAUCGUGCUGGAUAUUACAAAGUCAGAGAGCAUUGAAAAUGCAGUGAAUCAAAUCAAGCAAGAGGUGGGACACAGAGGUCUUUGGGGCUUGGUAAAUAACGCUGGGAUAGUUGGGACACUUUGUCCCACUGAUUGGUUAAGAACUGAACACUUCCGAAGACCUAUUGAAGUUAACUUACUGGGAUCUAUAGAAGUGACGUUAAAAUUGCUCCCACUGAUUAAAAAAGCCAGAGGAAGAAUUGUGAAUAUAAGCAGUGUUCUCGGCCGAUUAGCUGUGAGCGGUGGUGGAUACUAUGUGUCAAAGUUUGGCAUAGAAGGUUUCAAUGACAGCUUAAGGCGUGAUAUGAAGAGAUUUGGAAUAAAAGUUGCUUGUAUUGAACCUGGGACCUUUGAAACCAGAAUGACCAACUGUGAAGUACAUCGUCAUGAAAAGAAAUGCCUCUGGGAUGAUCUCCCACCUGAUGUGAAAAAAGAGUAUGGAGAAGACUAUUUAAUACAAUCUGGUGUCAGACGAGAGAAACUAGUGAAAUUAUUGUCAAGUACAGAUCUUUCCGUGGUGGUGUGGUGUAUGGAACAUGCUGUAACAGCCAAGUACCCAAGGACUCGGUACAGUGCUGGCAUUGAUGCAAAACUACUAUGGAUCCCCCUAUCAUACUUGCCAACAUUUAUUGCAGAUUACCUGCUGACUAUGGAUACAAUAAUAAACUCAAGUUCUGCGUAAAGGAUUCACACUCUAUCUUUUGAACAUUGUUUAUUAGAACACACUCUAUCACACUCUAUCUUUUGAACAUUGUUUAUUAGAAACAUUGACAUUUGGAGGCUCUGGACCAAAUUGUAGACAAUUUGUCACAUAUUUGUACAUGGAGCUUGAAAAAAUAGAGGGAUAUGGGUAACCCUAGGUAAUUUCUAAGGUAAGGACACAUUCAGCACAGCUUUGUCGGCCAAAGGGCCUGUAUUGUGCUGUAGGUUUUCUAUGUUUUUAUUUCUCCUGCUGCAGGAAUGCAAGUGUUUAUAUCAUCAAUAUUGUAUAGUUAGGUUUUGUUCAUGUGUUGUUGAGAAAUGUGAGCUGAAUCAAUACGUUAGUACAGGGUGGCUUACAUUUGGGUAGUUAAUGAAGAAAGGAAUAUCUGCAUUUAUUUAGCAUUUUUUUAUUUCACCCCACAGACAACACUGCUAAUGGUACAGUCGGCCCUCCUUAUCCGCGGGUUCCGCAUGCGCGGAUUCAACCAACCGCGGAUCGGGAAAACCCGGAAGUUCUCUCUCCAGCACUUGCUGUUUGAGCAUGGACAGACUUUUAUUUUUGUCAUUAUUCCCUAAACAAUACAGUAUAACAACUAUUUACAUCACAUUUACAUUGUAUUAGGUAUUAUAAGUAAUCUAGAGAUGAUUUAAAGUAUAUGGGAGGAUGUGCAUAGGUUACUGCGGGUCGGGAAUCGAAGAGAAAAAGGAAGUUCUUUUAAGUCGGAACUGGUACAUCCGGUAUUUAGCGUCAGUUAGUCAAGCGUUUGUCUUAGUAUAUAGUAUAUAUUUUACCUUUCUAUGAAUAUAAAAAAACUUAAGAAACGUAUGUAUUUCAAUUAUUAAACCACUGCGUUGCUUACUAAUAAUUGUAGCUUUCUUUGGGGGGGAGCCUUCACAUGCUCCAUUAUUCUCACCUUAUCCUUUAAAAUUGUUCCGAUCGUUGACUGAAUGUACCCUAACACUUUUCCAAUGACCGAUGGCAUUUUACCUCUUUCCGAUCACUUUAUUAUUUCCACUUUAUUUUCAAUCGUGAUCGUUUUCCGGAACAAAAACAAUGCAGGCGGUGGGUCCUAAAGUCCACGGCACUGGGGCAGGUUAAAUAAGGUCCGGAGCUCCGCCGGGUCCUAAAUUCCACCAACUUGAGCAUCUGCGUUUUUUGGUACCCAUGGUGGGGGGUACUGGAACCAACCCCUCCUGCGGAGAAGGAGGGCUGACUGUACUUUGGUGCAUAUUACUGUACAUUUUUAUGCUCAAGCUGCUGGAGUAGGACUUGAACCUACAAACAUCAGACUCAGAGAGCUGGUCCACAGAUCUAAAGUGGAUAUUGCUGAAAAAGGCAUGCAGCAGAAAAUUUCAAUCGGACAAAGAAAUUUCCUAAUUUCUAAAGGCAGUUAAAGCGAAAUAGACAGAAUAGCCUGAAUUACUACUUCCUUGGUGUUAAGAUUUAUUAUUGUCUACAUCAAAAACUAAGUCAACAUUUGAACUGAUGUUGUUUAUUCAACCAUAAGACACUGGAGCAAAAUUAGGCCAUUCAUCCCACUCAGUUUGCUCUGGCAUUCCAUCAUGGCUGUUCAUUAUCCCUCUCAACCCCAUUCUCCUGCCUUCUCCCUAUAAAGACUGAUGCCCUUAUAAAUCAAGAGCCUAUCAACCUCUGCUUUAAAUAGAGCCAGUGAUUAUCUUCCACAGCCAUCUGUGGCAACGAAUUCCACAGAUCCACUGCACUUGGCUAAAGAAAUUUCUCCUCACCUCUGUUCAAAAUGGACAUGCUUCUAUUCUGAGGCUGUGCCCUCUGGCUCUGCCCCCCCCCCCCACCACCUUACAAUAGGAAAGGUAUUCUCUGUGUCCACUCUCAAUAAUUACUAGGAUAUUCCUCAUUCCUCUAAACUCCAGUGAGUGCAGGCCCAGACCGAUCAAAUGCUCUUGGUACAUUAACCUGUUCAUUGCCGGGAUCACAUUACUAUGAGCCUCUUCUCGAUCCUCUCCAAAGACAGCAUAUCAUUUCUUUGAUAAGCGGCCCAAAGUACUCUCAAUGCCCCAAAUGCAGUCUGAAUAAUGACUUCUAAAGCCUCAGCAUUGCAGUAUUGCUUUAAUAUUUUAGUCUUGAAAUGAUUGCUAACAUUGCAUUUGACUUCCAUACCACCAACUCACCUGCAAAGUAACCUUCAGGGAAUCCUGCAGAGCAUUCCCAAUUCCUUUUCUAAUUUUCAAUUUUUCUUCUCAUUUAGAAAAUAGACUAUGCUUUUAUUCCUUCUUCCAAAGUGCAAAGCCAUAUACUUCCUGACACAAUAUUCCAUCUGACAUUUCUUUGCCCAUUCAGCUAAUCUAUCUAAGUCCUUCUGCAGGCUCCCUGCUUCCUCAGCACUAUCUGCUCUUCCACCAGUCUUCAUAUCAUCUGCAAACCUGGCCACAAAUCUUAUCAAUUCCAUCAUCCAAAUCAUUCACAUAUAACAGGAAAAGAAGCAGUCCCAACACCAACCCCUGUGGAACACCACUAGUCACUGGCAACUAACCAGAAAAGGCCCCCUUAUAUUCCCACUCUUUCCCUUCUGUAAGUCAGCCAAUCUACAAUCCAUGCUAGUAUCUUUCCUGUAAUACCAUGCAUUCUUAUUUUACUUAAUGGACUUGUAUGUGAACAUCCUGUCAAAGGCCUUCUGAAAAUCAAUUAAACAACAUCCACUGACACUCCUUUGUCAACACUGCAUGUUAUUUCCUCAAAGGAUUCAAACAGAGCUGUCAGAUAAAUUUAAGCAAGCCCUGCUGACUUAAGCCUAUUUUAUCAUGUACCCCAGAUCCUCUGCAAUCUCUUCUGCUACUUCUUUCAGAACCCUGGGAUGUAACUUAAGGUCUUUCAGCUUCCCAAGCAGCUUCUCCUUUGUAAUAGCAACUACACUCACAAUUGCCCUGUGACUUCCGUUAAUUUCUGGCAUACUGCUCUUGUUUUCCACAGUGAAGAUUAAAGCAAAAUACUUAAGAGUCAAUCAGCCAAUUCUUUGUGUCCUAUUACUCCCUCUCUAGCAUCAUAUUCCAGUGGUCUGAUAUCUCCUCUCAUCUCUCUUUUACUCUUUGCAUAUCUGAAAAACUUCUUUGUAUCCUCUUUAAUAUUUCAGUCGGCCCUCCUUAUCCACGGGUUCUGCAUGCGCGGAUCAAGAAAACCCAGAAGUCCUCUCCCCAGCACGUUGUUUGAGCAUGUACAGACUUUUUUUUCUUGUCAUUAUUCCCUAAACAGUACAGAAUAAUAUUUACAUUAUAUUAGGUACUAUAAGUAAGUACAGACAGUCUUUAAGUCAGAUUUGUAUGUAAGUUGGAACAGGUACAUUGGGUAUUAUUUAGCGUCAGUUAGUCAAACGUUUGUCUUAGUAUAUAGUAUAUAUUUUACCUUUCUAUGCAUAUAAGACAAUUAAGAAACAUAUGUAUUUCAAUAAUUAAACCACUGUGUUGCUUAGUAUAAUUGUAGCUUUCAUCGGGGCAGGGCCUUUCACAUGCUCCAUUAUUCUCACUUUCUCCUUUAAAAUUGUUCCGAUCGUUGACUGACUGUAGCCUAACGCUUUUCCAGUGACCAACAACGUUUCACCUCUUUCUAAUCGCUUUAUUAUUUUCAUUUCAUUUUCAAUCGUGAUCAUUUUCCAUCAAUGGAGCAGAAACACUGCAGAUUCAGUAGCAGCUGCGGACAGUGGGUCCGAAACUCCCUGGGGUCCUAAAGUCCACCCGCACUGAGACAGGUUAAAUAAGGGACUUGAUGAUCCAUGUUUUUUGGUAUCCGUGGGGGGGGGGGGGUCCCGGAACCUAUCCCCCAUGGAUAAGGAGGGCCAACUGUAUUUUCUAGCUUGCCUUCAUAAUUCAUCUCGUUGCUUUUUAAAGUUGCCGUGUGUUGCUUUUUUAAAUCUUCCCAAUCCUCUAGCUUCUCAUUAGUUUUUGCCAUACUUUAUCCAUCUCACAUGCUCAAAUGUGAUCUUUGACUUCCCUUGUCAGCCACAGUUGCCUUUCCCUCUCUUUAGCAGACUUUUUCCACAUUUGAGACGUAUCUAUCCUGCACCUCCAAAUUGCCUCCAGCAACAUCAUCCAUGCCAUUCUGCUGUCAUCCUGCUAGUGUCCCUUCCAAACAACUUCGGUCAGCUCAUCUGUCAUGUCUCCAUAUUUGACUUUACUGCACUGCCAUACUGCCUUUGGUUUCUCCUCCUCAAACUGCGGGGUGAAAUGAAUACUAUCAUAUUAUGGUCACUUCCUCCCAAGGGUUCCUUUACCUUAAACUCCCUAAUCAAAUCUGGUUAAUUACACAAAUCCUAAAUUGCCUUUUUUCCGAGUGGGCUCAACCAUAAGCUGCUCUAAAAAGCAAUAUCAUUGCAAUUGGCAUUCUCUAAAUGCCUUCUCCUGGGUUCCAGCACCAACCUGAUUCUCCAAAUCUUCCUGCAAAUUGAAAUCCCCCCUGACCAUUUUAACAUAAUAGGAAUCCAACUUCUACCUUUAGCGAUACUCCUGACCUUUAAUAUACAUCCCUGUGUGUUACUCUAUGUAGACAUAUUUCUGUCAUUGAUAAAUUCUCUUUUCCUGUUAUACGGUAUCAUCAUCAUCAUGUGCAAUGUCAUAUGAUGUGGCAAUGAUGGUCUUUGACCAUGAUUGUUCUUGACAAUUUUGCUACAGAAGUGGUUCACCGUUGCAUUCCUCUGGACAGUGCCUUGACAAGAUGGGAGACCUCAGCCAAUAUCAAUACUCUUCAGAGAUUGUCUGCCUGGCAUCAGUGGUCACAUAACCAGGACUUGUGAUAUGUGCUAGCUGCUCAAAUGACCACCACCUGUCCAAGGCUUCACAUGACCCUGAUCAUGGUGGGGAAGGUGAGGGGUCUAUAAUCAGAUGCUAAACUUUGCCUAAGGGUGAUCUAUGAUCUGCAGGCUAGCAGAGGGAAGAAGCAACUUACACCUCCUUUGGUGGAGACAUAUCUCCAUCCUGUCACCCAUACUUUAUAGCUUACCUUGUUAAAUAGUUACUGAAGUGACAUAUGUCAGAUGCACUGCUUUUCUUAAGAUAGCUCAUGAUGUGCACAUGAUUAGAAAAUGGACCAUUCUACUCAUAUAUAUGGUGGUCUAGAUUCCAAUUCUGAUUAGACUAACUCGAUUAUUGUGCUUGUAAGAAAACAGUGAAAAUAGCAACUUUUUUGGAUUCUUUUUAACAUAGAUGUAGCUUAACAAGUGUAACUAUCAGCAAUUUGAAAUUUUACUCUAUUGAAAUUACCAAUAAAA